Staurois parvus is the source of this 519-nucleotide messenger RNA. Lineage: Eukaryota; Metazoa; Chordata; Amphibia; Anura; Ranidae. The record is from the annotation of a GenBank genome assembly.
UCCACUGACCCCGCCCCAUCCUGUAUGCUAGGGAGGGAACCGCUAGUAGAAGCUGAGAUGUGAGUGGGAGCCCCACCCUCAGAGAAGAUGCUGAACCUGGCCGGCCAGUCUCUGUUCAUCCCCUGUACUAUGUCCGCAGUCUCUGGUCAUCUCCUGUACUAUGUCCGCAGUCUCUGGUCAUCUCCUGUACUAUGUCCGCAGUCUCUGGUCAUCUCCUGUACUAUGUCCGCAGUCUCUGGUCAUCUCCUGUACUAUGUCCGCAGUCUCUGGUCAUCUCCUGUACUAUGUCCGCAGUCUCUGGUCAUCUCCUGUACUAUGUCCGCAGUCUCUGGUCAUCUCCUGUACUGUGUCCGCAGUCUCUGGUCAUCUCCUGUACUGUGUCCGCAGUCUCUGGUCAUCUCCUGUACUGUGUCCGCAGUCUCUGUUCAUCUCCUGUACUAUGUCCGCAGUCUCUGUUCAUCUUCUGUAGUAUGUCCACAGUCUCUGGUCAUCUCCUGUAGUACAUCCGCAGUCUCUGGU